AUAUUCUCAUGAGAUGCUAUCAACAUUGGCUUUUCUAUAUGAAUUGUACAAGAAACGUAAUCUUCUUCUGUCUAGGCCGUUGACUUGAUCUAUAAAGCAGAUACCCCCAUAAUUUACCAGAAAUUUGCAACAAGAAGAAGAAGAAGUGUCAUUGAUUCAUAGGGUAUUGGAAACUUGGAAUUGAAUGGGUAGCUCCAACUCAAAGAAAGCUGGCCCAAGUGCCGAAGUACCAUCUGGGUUGGAACCUAGUCCGGCUGUUCUUGCUUCUAAAACUCCCUUUUCUGUGAGUGAGGUGGAGUCUUUGUAUGAGCUAUACAAGAAAUUAAGCAGCUCUGUAGUUAAAGAUGGGCUUAUACACAAGGAAGAGCUCCAGCUUGCGCUUUUUCAGAGCAGCAGUAAGCAGAACCUCUUUUUCGACAAGAUAUUUGAUCUUUUCGAUGUCAAUAAAAAUGAGCAUAUCGAGUUUGAAGAGUUUGUUCAUACAUUGAGUGUUUUCCACCCUAAAACUCCUGAUGAAGUCAAAAUUACAUAUGCUUUUAAAUUAUAUGAUUUGAGGCACACUGGUUACAUCGAGCGUGAGGAGUUGAAGGAGAUGGUGCUGGCUCUUCUGAACGAAUCUGAUCUCAUUCUUUCAGAUGAUAUUGUUGAAAUGAUUGUGAAUAAGACAUUCAUGGAAGCAGAUGGAAAAGCAGACGGUAGGAUUGAUGAAGAAGAGUGGAAGGAAUAUGUAGCUAAAAAUCCUUCUCUUCUGAAAAACAUGACUCUUCCAUACUUAAUGGACAUAUCUCUAGCAUUUCCCAGCUUUGUGCUGAAUACUCAAGCAACUAGACAUAAUUAAAGCCAGAAGUGUUCUCUGCAUGCAUGAAGAUAUAGAAUAUGGGGAAUCAUGCACAGGGGAAAAAAAUCCGGUGUCCUAUUGGUUACUUACCCGCAAUGCCUCUGGACUUUGCCUUCUUCGAGUGUCUGAAACCUGAUCGCUCGGGUGAUCUCUAAGUUCCCCAGCAUCCAUUUGUAGACAUUGAUCAUUUGAUCGACUGCUCGACAACUUCUAUAAGAGGAGCUGGGCACCAUGUAGAUGGAGCUAUGGAGGUUCUAAGUAGAUGUGUUCAGUCUCCUUAACUUCAUUGUCGAAGUUAUUGUAGACUUGUAAUUCACUGACUGGUAACUUGAAGCUUUAUAUUGUAUGAUCAAACCAACCAGGGAUGUUCUUAA
Molecule: messenger RNA, 1212 nt
Organism: Rosa rugosa (rugosa rose)
Lineage: Eukaryota; Viridiplantae; Streptophyta; Magnoliopsida; Rosales; Rosaceae
Product: calcineurin B-like protein 7
Exons: 8
Coding region: 185-838 (217 amino acids)
Biological process (GO): calcium-mediated signaling
Molecular function (GO): kinase binding; calcium ion binding
Source: RefSeq, a predicted model, not a curated record